AUCCGCCCCAACAACUGCCUUUUUUUUUAUUCCCAGGUUCUAGACCCUUUAUGUUAUAUAUAAUUCCGCCAUAUCAUUCUUUCCAAAAUCCAAAUGUAUUAGUUUUUCAUCACGCCUGGAGACCGCCCCGACGCUUCAGCACCUCCGUCUUCCCUCCCUCGAUCUCUACAUCUCUGAUAUUUGGUUGCAUAUUUGAGAUUUAUAGGCGGCUUCCUUACAGUUCCAGUAGCAAUUUGGUUGAU
Messenger RNA from Linum tenue, 242 nucleotides. The record is from the annotation of a GenBank genome assembly. NCBI's taxonomy places the organism in Eukaryota, Viridiplantae, Streptophyta, Magnoliopsida, Malpighiales, Linaceae.